Clupea harengus (Atlantic herring) is the source of this 1653-nucleotide messenger RNA. RefSeq names its product interleukin 2 receptor subunit gamma b (gene il2rgb). Lineage: Eukaryota; Metazoa; Chordata; Actinopteri; Clupeiformes; Clupeidae. Gene Ontology annotation, cellular component: membrane; external side of plasma membrane. The record is from RefSeq and is a predicted model, not a curated record. Gene Ontology annotation, molecular function: protein binding; cytokine receptor activity. Gene Ontology annotation, biological process: immunoglobulin mediated immune response; cytokine-mediated signaling pathway.
GACAGAGAGAUACAUUCGUUCAACACGCUAUGGAUGUUUAUAGUAGAAUAAAAAAAAAAUGAUUCCCAGCAAAUCAUUCUCAGUGCUGUGCCUUGUAUUAUUUUGUGUGAUGGGAUGUUCCACCUCCAUACCAAGUAUAUAUUGUUACAGUGUUAAUUUGGAAAAUGUGAACUGCACCUGGAAUUGCAUUCACAGUGGUGGAAACUUCACUUUCAGGAGCAAGUUUGAAGGCGAAACACACAGCGGGUGCCCGGCCUAUCAGUACAAGGAUGGGUGUAGUGUUGGCUGCAUCUUUCCUUCUAUUCAGAACAGAUUCACGAGCCUGUACACCACACUGUCUAAUGGGACCGCACUGAGAAAUCAGACACAUGACAUUAGAAAUGAUGUGAAACUUCACCCACCCCAGAAUCUAACAGCGUUGGGCAACAGUUCUGUUGGGGAUAUAUCCCUACAGUGGAACUUUAGUAAACCUGCUCUAGAGAAAUGUGUCGAGAGUAAUGUUGCUUACCGGAAGGACUCAGGGGAAUGGCAGAGCUCAAGUGUGCUUUUACCUGGGAGCACUUCCUACACUUUGGCCAAAGUCUCUCAGACACAAACAUACAUAUUUCGAGUCCGCUGCCGGAUCGCUAGUCAAUGUGCAGAGUCCAAACUAUGGAGUGACUGGAGUACAGCUGUGUCAUGGGGGCCCUUGAAACCCAGCGCUUCAGCAGAAACCCCGGUGCGAAACGUCCUACUUAUGGUGUUUGGGGUUGUGACACUUGCCAUCAUCCUGGUCAUCAUGGUUCGUGUUCUAUUAGAAUGCGAGAGGAUUAAGGUGAUCUUUGUGCCGGUUGUUCCUGACCCAACCCGAAAGCUCAAUGACCUCUUCUAUGAAUUUGGUGGGAAUGUUGAGGGAUGGGUACGCAUCUCUCCAGAACUGAGGGAGGCCUUUGAACCGGACUUCACUGAGGCUACUUGUGCUGUGAGGGAGUCCAAACCAACCGUGUAGACCAGAACUGCAGAACCUCACCAAACCAACCGUGUAGACCAGAACUGCAGAACCUCACCAAACCAACCGUGUAGACCAGAACUGCAGAACCUCACCAAACCAACCGUGUAGACCAGAACUGCAGAACCUCACCAAACCAACCGUGUAGACCAGAACUGCAGAACCUCACCAAACCAACCGUGUAGAGCAGAACUGCAGAACCUCAGCCUGUGUUAACUCAGUGGCAACUAGUUCAAAAACCUGCCAGUAUCAUGUCUGUCAUGGUCCUCACUCUCUGCGGUUCUUUAAAUCUUCACUGUAUGUGUGCAUUGGCUACAUCAAGUAAAGUUUACCCAGAGCUGAAAACAUAGUAUCUAUAUAGUAUUCAUUGCAAAAGCUUGGAACCAGAGAGAGUUGAAGUUACCUUUUAAGAAAUCAAUUAUCCAAUGCUUUGGCCUUACUUGUGUAUAUUACUGUUCAUUCUCAGUAUUAAAAUCCCAUCAAUUUACAUACAUGUAAAGGUUUCCAAGAUAACGUCAAGACCUUUAAGCUGGAAUAGAAGACUAUAUUAGCUGAAUUGUCAAUUUGGGUCUCUCUGGUUUUAAGCAUUUGAUAGGAAUCGUCAAAAUGAUAUCUAUUUUGGUAAAACUGACACAUUUGAAUAAAGCUUACUUUUUAAAAUUGUC